Toxorhynchites rutilus septentrionalis is the source of this 1637-nucleotide messenger RNA. RefSeq names its product tRNA-dihydrouridine(20) synthase [NAD(P)+]-like (gene Dus2). The coding region runs from base 109 to 1482 and encodes 457 amino acids. Gene Ontology annotation, cellular component: cytoplasm. The transcript has 5 exons. Lineage: Eukaryota; Metazoa; Arthropoda; Insecta; Diptera; Culicidae. Gene Ontology annotation, biological process: tRNA dihydrouridine synthesis. The record is from RefSeq and is a predicted model, not a curated record. Gene Ontology annotation, molecular function: tRNA binding; tRNA dihydrouridine synthase activity.
UUGAGCUGAGAGUUUUGAGUGCAAACAAAUAUUUAUGAACGGUUAGUUCAUUGCGAGCAACGUGCUAAUAAUAGUUUUAUCGAAUAUGCUGCUGAUAAACGGCUAGAAAUGGAUUACAAGAAUAAAAUUAUUCUCGCCCCAAUGGUACGGGUUGGUACCCUGCCGAUGAGGUUGAUGGCCCUUUCCUACGGUGCAGAUAUUGUAUACACGGAGGAAAUAAUUGACUGGAAACUGCUCAAAGCUGAACGGCGUGUGAAUGAUGUGUUGAAAACAGUUGACUAUGUAGAUAAAACGGACGGAACUGUUAUCUUUCGCACGUGUGAGCAAGAGCAGAGCAAGGUGGUCCUUCAGCUAGGAACAGCAAACGCAGAGAGAGCGUUACAGGUCUGUUUGAAAAUCCAGAAGGACAUUGCUGCAAUCGAUAUAAAUAUGGGUUGUCCAAAGGAUUUCUCCAUAAAGGGAGGAAUGGGGGUAGCGCUCCUGUAUGACGUUGAUCGAGCGAAAGGUAUACUCAAAACACUGGUGGAUAAUCUUAGCAUUCCUGUUACAUGCAAAAUUCGAAUAAUGCCACAGCUGGAAGACUCAAUUAAAACGGCCAAAGAGCUUGAAUCGACGGGCAUUGCAGCGAUUGCUGUUCACGGUAGAACAAAAAUAGAACGACCGCGCCAUCCUGUUCAUCCUGAUGUUAUCAGGGAAAUCGCACAAGUGUUGAGGAUUCCCGUCAUAGCAAAUGGUGGCUCCCAAGAGAUGCAUAGACGGGCUGACAUCGUGAAAUUCAGGAAUGCUUGCGGCGCAAGUAGUGUUAUGGUCGCAAGGGCUGCCCAGUGGAAUUGUUCCAUAUUUCGCGACGAAGGACCGCUACCAAUAGAGGAAAUUAUACACGAGUAUUUGAAAUUGUCGGUGGAUUACGAUAAUUCGCCAUCCAACACAAAGUACUGUGUUCAAAUGAUGCUAAGAGAACUGCAGGAAACAACACUGGGCAGGAAGUUUUUGGAUAGUCAAACGCUAGAGCAAAUCUGUGAUGUGUGGGAUCUAGGUCAGUAUUGCAGAAGGAAACAGCUGGAAUACCACAAUGCUGGUAUGCAUGGCCGCCGCCAGGCAUGUCCACAAUCAGAAAGAAGUGAAGAAACUGAGAGCUGCCCGGUGAAAAAGAUGAAGAUUUCUGAUGAAGCUGUAGAAAAUGAUUUAAUACAGCAUAAUGUGAGCUUCAUCAGAGUCAACUACAAUGAUGAUGUACAAUUACCUAAGAGUAGACUGUAUAUUUAUACAGUAAAAAACAACCUGAAACUACCCAAAUACGAGGUGAUACAUAAGGAUAAACUGUUUCGUGCGAUUGUUCAAGUGGGGGAUAAGAAAUAUAGCAGCACAUUUUGGGAAAAGAAUAAAAAGUUUGCGGAACAAGCGGCGGCAUUGACGUGUCUCCUUCACUUAGGUAUCGAGCUGAAGGAGAAGUUAAUCGAAAAUGGUUCCAUGAUAGCUUGAAUGAACAACAAAGAAAAAAAAACUAUGCUCAGGAUUUAUGAUAAAUUCGUGUAUAUUGACGUUAGUGUAAUUAGCAAAACUUUUAUUUUAUUUCAAUUUCGAUAGAAUCUAUUAUAAUUGCUUAGGCGUUUUUCAUAAAUAUAAGAUAAAGAUGA